Messenger RNA from Leptonychotes weddellii (Weddell seal), 3999 nucleotides. The record is from RefSeq and is a predicted model, not a curated record. Lineage: Eukaryota; Metazoa; Chordata; Mammalia; Carnivora; Phocidae.
CUCUCCGGCCCCGGCGCGGUGGCUGCGAACUCGCGGGCACGCACGGCGCUCGGGGAGCCGAGGGACUCGGGGGAGGGGACGUGCGCGGAAGGCGCCAGCUUCCUCUCGCCCGCCCCUCGCCGCCGCGAGCCCAGGUUGGAGGAACCCCGGGCCCCAGUCCGACAGAGCCGAGCGGCGGCGGCUUCCUUUUUCUCCCGCUGCGAGCCCUGGAGUGCCUCGGGGACGGGCCCUAAAAAGAGCAGGAAAUCUUGUUUACCGCCCGGGGAGAGGAGCCGAUCGAGCCUUUGUCUGGAAAAGUCAGCAUCCCCAGCACCGGCUGCAAUGUGUUCCUGGUGACAUUAGCAUUGGCAGACCCGCCGGGGAAGGGGGGUCACCAGGUUCAUGUCUGCUUUCGGAGGCGGAUCGAGCGGGUGACUUUUGUGCAUUCGUUUUAAUUUUCGGAAAUCUCUCUUUUUUCCUCCCUUGCCCGCCACCGGGCAUGUCCUGAUCCGGCGGCCGCUCCUACCGCCCGGGGCUGCCGAUCUGAGCGGUUUCCAGCGGGUCUCCCUCCCUCUCUCCCUGAUCCCUCCCUGAUCCCUCCCUGACUUUGCAACACCGCGUUCCGGGAGGACCGACCUCGGCGAGAAAGAAGGCGGCGGAGCCCCGAACACCCGGACCCGAACCUUGACAUGCUCUCCGGCGGAGAGGAGGAAGCUAGGAGCUGAGCGCACCGCCGGGGCUGCUUCGCCGGCCGGCUCCGAGCGCAGGGCUCCGGGCGCCCUAUCCUGCGCCUGGGCGGCAGCUUUGUUGGUUUAGGGGGCGCCCCCCCCCGCUUCCCGCCUCGGGGGCGCGCGGCCGGCAGGACCAUGCUGCUGAAGGAGUACCGGAUCUGCAUGCCGCUCACCGUGGACGAGUACAAAAUCGGACAGCUGUACAUGAUCAGCAAGCACAGCCAUGAACAGAGCGACCGAGGAGAAGGGGUGGAGGUCGUCCAGAAUGAACCCUUUGAGGAUCCUCACCAUGGCAACGGGCAGUUCACCGAGAAGCGGGUGUAUCUCAACAGCAAAUUGCCUAGCUGGGCUAGAGCUGUUGUUCCCAAAAUCUUUUAUGUUACAGAAAAGGCUUGGAACUAUUAUCCCUACACAAUUACAGAAUACACAUGUUCCUUUCUGCCGAAAUUCUCCAUUCAUAUAGAAACCAAGUAUGAGGACAACAAAGGAAGCAACGACCGCAUUUUUGACAAUGAAGCCAAAGACCUAGAGAGAGAAGUUUGCUUUAUUGAUAUCGCCUGUGAUGAGAUUCCAGAACGUUACUACAAAGAAUCUGAGGAUCCCAAGCACUUCAAGUCAGAGAAAACAGGACGGGGACAAUUAAGGGAAGGUUGGAGAGAUAGUCAUCAGCCCAUCAUGUGUUCCUACAAGCUGGUGACCGUGAAGUUCGAGGUCUGGGGGCUUCAGACCAGGGUGGAACAAUUUGUACACAAGGUGGUCCGGGAUAUUCUGCUGAUUGGACAUAGACAGGCUUUUGCAUGGGUUGAUGAGUGGUAUGAUAUGACAAUGGAUGAUGUUCGGGAAUACGAGAAAAACAUGCAUGAACAAACCAACAUAAAAGUUUGCAAUCAGCAUUCCUCCACUGUGGAUGACAUAGAGAGCCAUGCCCAAACAAGUGUAUGUAGAAUUUUUAAAACAUGUUGCCCACCCUUUACCAAACGUACACUUAAACUGAUCUUUGAAAAUACUGCAGACGUUCAGUUCUCAACAUUCCACACAAAAACAUGUCGUCACCCAGAGGCUGUUGGUGAAGAACCUGAGCUGGGUCUAAACUGGACAGUGUCACCUCUUGCUUCUAGAUUUUUCGAUUCUUAAAAAAUCCGCUUGAUUUGAGGGUUAUUUUUCCGCUCAUAAAACCCAAGAACGUGGAGAGUGGAAACAUUUGUGGCUGGUGAAUGGCCUGCACCGUGAAAGAGAGGAGACAAAGCAGGUGUCAUCUGAAAACUAGAAUAUCGUGACAGUAACUUUUAAAAAUAUAGUUAAUGCUCAAGUUAUUCAUUCAAGGGACAGCUUGUGGCUCAUCUGGUGUUUUAGAUUUCUUUACAUUUGCUUUGAAAUGCUUUCUGUGGCUCCUUAUAGCUGUUCUGGCCAAUCCUUUCCUUUUUGCUUCGGCUAAUCUCAAGACGGGGCUGCAGUCUGUGCACACGCUGGCUGAGCAGUGAAGGUUCGGUGAGCUGGGAAUGUGCGGGGCCACGUAGCCCAUCCAGCCUGGGACUCAAGAUGAGACUCAGAGAGCCACGGGUUAUUUAGUGGCACACUGGAAAUGGAGAGCUGACUGUAUGGUACAUGCCAGCAUUUUAAAUAUAGUUCUCUCUCAAUCAUUCAUGCUAAUGAAGAGGAGCUAAGAUAACAGAGAAAAUGUAAUCAAGUCAUUUGUAUGUAUCUUUGGCCAGCACUGUGAUCUCUUUGGGUAUCAGCUUGAGCCCGUGUGUCUGCUAGCCCACACCCUAGAACAGUACCUAUUAGAUUUUUAGGAAGUUGAUAAUGUAGGUAAAGACAAUUGAGCAACGGCUAUGGUUGUAAAUGGGUGCUUUAGAAUUGUGACGAUCUUUUUGGUUGCACUUUGGAAGUUUUGGGUUCAGUUUUUAGAGCACGUAUUUGGAGGGUGCGCUGCAAGGCUCAAGUGCAUGUGGCUUACCCUUGAGGCUCAGGUGGCCCUGACGUUUCCUCCCUGUGUUGCAUGCGGUGAUUGGAUUUGCGGAAGGCUAUGGGGUCAACUUACCUGGGCUGUUCCUCUCUGUGCACAGGCUCUUGCCAAUAGGACCUCCCUUCUCCCUCUGUCCCUGUUCUAACGUUAGAAAUACUCGUUAAGGAAACUGUCCUUGGAAGUCCAUCAUUUUAAAUUCCCUUUUCUUUUUGGAAUGACUCUAGUUCUCCAUCAGCCGCCCUCUGAAAGCUGCUUGCUUAGAAUAAGUGUGAUCAGACAAAGGAAGCCAGAGGAAAGGGGGAGAUGCCACAUUCCAAAGGAUGCUAAGCGCCUGGCUUUUCUCAUUCUAAGCUCUUACGGUUUUUAGCUUCAGGCUCUUUGUUUGGUCUUUCUGUCGUACUGCCUUUAUUACCAUUAGAAAGUCAGUUUACUAUGGAGACAGUGGUACCUAGAAUGGUUCUCCCAUGGGAAAGCCCCAUGCAUUCUCUGGCUGCAAUGCACUGUCCUUCCCAUGACUUCAGUGUAAGAGAUGCCUAUCUCCUCAGAAGUUACACAGAGUGGUUAUUUUGAGUGCUUACGACAUUUCCCUUAUUCUUUGGAAUUCCAUCAAAUUGGAGAUCAUUUAUUUUUCCAUUGUCUUUCUUCGCUAUCGUCAUGAAAUAACAGUUGAAAUCAAGAGGUUGCUGUCCAUCACAAAUAACAAACUGCAUGGGUGCUCAAUAAAAUUUAAAUCCUCAGCCUGAGUAGGGACACAUUGGAUUGAAAUUAUGCAAAAUUAACAUCCAUGAACACGGCAAUGAGAAAGUUAAGUCUCCUUUUCCAUUGAGCAGUUUCCAUGCCUUCAAGGAAGGGAACUUCUAAGAGACUCGGGGAAUGUAAAAUCGAAAUUCUGUAUUUUGGAUGUUUUCUGCCCCCUGCUGGAUAUGUGGAGUAGAGCAUUAUACUCUACCACUUGUGUAGAAAGUCUAAUUUUUCAAAGAUGUUUGUUUAUUAUAGCAGAAACAUACCCCAUUCACUGAAAUUUUUCUGAGAGUCUCAAUUUUACUUUGAAGUGCAUAUUUCUUUUUUAAAAACUUAAUCUCAUUUCUUAGCUUGUUUAAUAGUCUUAGUAUUUUUUAACGUGGCAAAUUUAUAGGUACAAUUUUUCUUGUUAUAUUCUAAGUUGUAUAUGAUAUCAAAACAAUCAUAUUUUAUUUCCUUUGUAAGAAAAAAUUUUCCUUUCAUAAUAUUUUAACAAUUGCUCCAGGAAAUCCUCUUAAGGAUUUUGGUUUUUUGAAAAAUAUUUCUGACAGAUGAACAUAGGGGAAGGGAAGGAAAAAUAAA